Mercenaria mercenaria is the source of this 4699-nucleotide messenger RNA. RefSeq lists its product as uncharacterized. The transcript has 2 exons. Bases 139 to 1302 code for a protein of 387 amino acids. Gene Ontology annotation, molecular function: protein binding. The record is from RefSeq and is a predicted model, not a curated record. NCBI's taxonomy places the organism in Eukaryota, Metazoa, Mollusca, Bivalvia, Venerida, Veneridae.
GUAUGAAAGCGCUACCGUAGUGUACACAAUGCUAAUGGUACGGUAGUGGAAAUGACCGAAAAUUGACAGAACAGCUGUCAUUAAAAAGUUUUUACAUGUAACAUAUAGACUGAGGUAUGUUACACAGGGUGAAGGAGUAUGGGUAACCAGCAGAGUAUUGGGGGUAAUUUUUUACCCUCAAACUGUGUGCAAGGUCGAAGACGCAGCCUUUCAAACCAACAGGUUGGGAGGUACCGGUUGUUAAGUCUUGGUGACUCGGAAACAGGAAGUAUGUGCAGUAAUGCGGAUAGCACCGGCAACACAGAUGAUGAUGCUGGCUCUCUGAAUUCUGAAGAAGAAAGUGCUUAUGAAGAGUGGUUAAAUGAAUCAGCAGAGUUAGAAAACGCAAUAUUAAAUGACGAUACUGAGCGGCUUAAGAAAUUGUGUGAAGAAAAGAAAAUAGAUAUAAACAUUCAAUUGAAUGAGAAAGGAGAGACAGCCUUGAUUCUAGCUGUAAAAUUAAGCAAAAUUGAAAUGGUAAAGGUGUUACUACUUACUGCUGAAUGUGACAAAAACAGUUUAAAUGCUCAUAACUUCUCACCUCUCGAUGUAGCACUUGUAACAGCAUUUGACAACCGUCUCGAACCUCGCCAAACAAUUUGUUGGCAAAUCAUAGAGUGCCUUUUACAAAUUGGUGCCGAACCUAACAGUAAGGAUGCUAUGAUGUAUAUUAUCAGAACAGCAUUAAAAUUUUGUGACGAGGAAUUUAUCUAUCGUCUAAUUUUAUUGGGGAAAGAGUUCUCAGAGUCUACUAUUCUCCAUGAACUGGUGUUGCAAAAGUUACACCGCUACCAGCCAGUUUAUAUCGAGAGUUUGGACCCAUUCUUUAUAUGUGCAUCUGAGUACACGAUAAAACUGCUGAAAAUUGCCAAUGGCGUUAAACUUUGCGACAUUGUUAACUCGAUGAUAUAUUACUUAGAAUCUUACUGGCACUGUCGAACAAAUAAGGUCAACACAUUUCAGAAGCUCAUCCUAUAUGCCUCUGCUGCGGGCUGGGACUGGACAGAAACACAGAUGGUUUAUAUCAAUCGUGUUUGUCCAUUUAUUCUUGGUACUUGGUGCAAAAAUCAACGCAAAUAUCCAAUGUCCUUAAGUCACCUUGCACGGAAAUCAUUUCGAAAGAAUGUUCGAAGUUCGGUACCAAACAGUAUUUCAGGACUUUCGUAUCCAAUUCCUGUAGCUAUUAAAGACUACAUCAUGUUGAAAGAUGUAGAUGAACUUUUGCAAGAAGAAGAUUUGAAGUUACCAGAGGUGCAGUUAUAGUUCGUUCUUGAAAGGGGGUUUAUAUUUCGUUACAAGUGCAAUACAUUAUUGACGAUCUAUAAAUCAGUUGGGGUGCUAUAAAUGUCUGAUCUGAAGAAAGAUCUGUGUUGACAGUUAAUUAUUAGUUGUAUCAAAUAGUUCAUUACAUCAAUCUUCCUUAUUUAACCUUUACCCUGCUAAAUUUCUAAAAUGAACUGGUCCAUCUUUCAUUUGGGGCAGUACUGCUUGUUUAUCAAAGGGGUGUUCACUGAAAAGUUACUGACAGAACAGCGAACAGUGCAGACCAUGAUCAGCUUGCAUGGACGUGCAGGCUGAUCUUGGUCUGCACUGGUCGCAAAGGGAGAGUCACUUGCCACCAGCAGGUAAAAGGUUAAAUAACAAUAUGUGAUUACAUUUGGUGGGAUAGAACAUGUUCAUUUUGUUUUAACUUAGAUUUUUGACCCAGAGAGAGAAAUUAUAGAUAUUUCGUGUUACCAGAUGUUUCCGUAUUCAAACACAUUUUCUGUAUAACCUUACAAGAAAGCAACCUAUGUAUUAAUCCAGGGUUGGAAUGAAGCUGGAAUACUCAUAAAAUGCAGUUAUAUAAAAUGCCAGUGAUCUGCCCAAGCUCACAAAAUUUGCAAAUAAAAAACAUAAUUGAAAUGAUGACAAUUUUAAUUUCUUUAAUUUUUAGUUUUGAUCUGCAGUAAAAAUGAAUUCAUUGACGGAGUUUUACUCAGAAUGCAUUGAUAGAUGUUUUUACACAGUGUAGAGACAGGUUUGCAGAUUUUAAUCAUGCAGUGAUGUUUUAUCUGCACAAUUCAGUCAUUUAUUACAUAGCUGGUAUGCACAUGCAUGGUAUUUGAUGGAAAAGUCAUGUUUUGUACUGUGCAUGCAUGCCAGUAGUGAAAUGGAUGACUGAGUCAUGUUAAUACAUACAGAUGAUGCAGUUUCUUCAUAUGGGAGCCUUACUAUCUGGCAUUCUGUGUAAGCUGCAAGUUUAUUUGUUUAUUAUGUUCAACUAUGCAUCUGGAAAUGUUGGUGUGACUAUUGUAUUUCAGAGGUCUACACAUACCAGUCAUAUCCCUAACAAGACUUUUAGUAUAGUCAUAUUUGCCACAUUGAUAUGCAUUGCUGUCUCUAUGGCACAGGUCCUACACUAGCCAAAAUAUUUGUUUUCAUACAUUUAAAUAUAUGCAUAAUUCCAAGACCUUGCUGCAGAGAUUUGAAAAAGAACUGAACUAGAAAUAGCACAUGAGAAACUUUGUGUACAUUUUUUGUAAUUGUUUGAAUAUUUAUACUGUAUAUGUAUGCCAAGGAACAACAGAAAAAUGUCGGAGUUUUAUUCAUUAUUAAAAAAGAUUGCAAGUUGUUAGAUGCAUGUAAUAAAUGUGUUUGCUAAAUUUUAUCACAGAAUAAGAUUUAGGGAGUUGUUCUUAUAACUCAGGCCUGUAUUUGAGCCGUGCCAUGAGAAAACCAACAUAUUGCGUUUGCGACCAGCAUGGAUCCAGAGAAACCGUUAGCGAACAGCAUGGAUCCUGACCAGACUGCGCGAAUGCGCAGGCUCGUCUGUAUCCAUGCUGGUCGCAAAGCCACUAUGUUGGUUUUCUCAUGGCGUGGCUCAUUUUAUUAACUGAUAAAUAUACAGGCACACAUUCUUUCUUAAAUAAUAGGCUAUUUAAAACAGAUACGUUAUUAAUAUUAUGUUUCAACUCAAAAUAGGUAUAACAUGUUUCUUUACCCAAUAGUUUGUUUUUUAGCUACAUGUACAUGAAAACUUCAUUAUGAAGAUGGUAAAAAUUUAGUGCAACACAUGUUGUUUUUUCACUGGCUUUCUCUGCAGCCAAUGUUUCAUGACUGAACCAUGCUUCUGUAAAAAUUUAUCAUCAUUGAAAGAAUAUUAUAAGAAGAGUAUGAGUCUGCUUUUUUUUCAGGAAUUAAAUCCUCAGGGUUUGUCCAAUUUAAAAAUACAACUAAGAAAAGGAAUUUGAUUUUGAGCACAGCCUGUAAUAACAUGUUGUGGACUGUAUAUACUGUUUAUAAGAUUGAAAUGUAGCAUUGUUUUGUAGCAUCACGUUAUGUUUUGUGAAUAUGUUAUUUUUUCAUUCAUAGACUACAAGAAAAUGCAUAAUUUUAGUUCUAAAAAUACUGUUAAGUUUUGAAUUAUUAACUUUAUUUAAAGUACAUUUUGCCUUUUAGUUAUAAGUUUAAACAUAUUUCAUUGCAUAUUUUUACACACAAGUGCACCUCGGGUCCUCUACAAUAUUCAAAAUACACAAAAGGGUUUGGUAACAAGUUUGAGUAACAAUUAAUAAAUACCCACCCCUUAAGCUAUUGAAAUAUAUAGCAGUUUUCAUAACUGCAUCUAACUUUCAAAAAAAGUUUAAAGGAUGGAAGUUUCUCUGAAAAUGAUAUACAAGUGAUUUGAAAGUGACAUAAAAUAUAAGAAUUGUAUACCGGCAGUUCUUAUUUCAUAUUAAAGGGAAGUAAUCCUGGUUUUGUUUUUGUCUGGGUAUGUUAUAUAUUGUUCAGCAGUUUGUUCUGUGUUGAUUGUUACUUCCAUCAGUAUUAGAAUAUCAUAUGCCUUAAUCUGAGAAACAGUAUUUGCCCCUCUUAGCUUAAGCUCAUGUCUGGUAUACCAGUUGUAGUGUACAGUUAAGUCAUUGAUAUUCACUGGGUACUAAUAUCCAUUGGGUACUAAUAUUCACUUGGUACUAACAUUCUUAGGGUAUUAAUAUUCAUGGAUUUCAUGGUUGAGUCAAUCCACGCAAAAUUAAUUACAAGAAUAAGAAAGUAAAAUACCACUGAAAUUCAUGUCAAGAUAUUGAUAUUCUUGCCUACCAUGUGGGGAAAGACAAGGUUAUCUGGGUACGAGAUCACCUUAGGAAAAGAUAAGCUACAUGUGGGCAUAUUGACAUCAUAAUUUGACAUCUUAAUAUGACGUCACAGUUUAUGAGCAAUUUUUAAUUGAUAAUAUCUUUGAAAAUAUUGCAAUACUAUCAACGGUAGGCAAGAAAAAUUAUCUAACAUUGACCGCCUGAGUAAGGCAGGUGUUUUCCCAAUCCUUGUGACAGCGUAGAUGAAGAACCUCGCUAUAACACUAAGUUUUCCAUUCCACGCUGCCUCCUUUGGUUUGGGAUAACCCUGUCUUAUACAGGCAGUCAUAUAAGAUCCUUAUAUUCACAAAUUCAUAUCCCCAGGUAGUAGCUCUUGAGAGCAAAAACACAAAAUUUUGUGCUCAUGAAACGAAAUGAUUUGACAGUAUUGUAAUUUAUCACGGCUACCUUUUGACAUUGUUUAGUGAAAUUCAGCAAAAUGUUGCCCACAUUGUUAAGUUAUGUUUUGCUUGAUUCUGUUCUUUUUUGUUGUUGAAAAUGGUAUUUUCAGAGUCAGGUUUUGAUCUUUUGUUUGAAUAAGU